CACGCGGAUCGGGUAGCGACAUUAGUGUUCGUCGGGCCCUUCUAGAGAAGACGUUGCUGGAAAGAGACGAGAGAUAACAAAAGCUGCCAUUUCCAGUAAUAGCUGAACAACAUGGAGGAGAUGUGCCUGCCUGUCCAGGGACGUCCAGAUGUGGGAUAUAAAUGUGAUGAGGGGGUUUCAAAAGAGAUGUGUGAUGAUGAAGAGAAGAAUCUCCUACUGCAGGAGGGCCUCCUUUCCAUGCAAACCAUGGACAUUAAAGAAGAGGACAGAGAGUGGGAAACCGCUUACCUUCAGCAGGCAAGUCGCAGCAUUAAAGAGGAGGAUUAUGAAAGGGUGACUGUUGAUAUUAAAACAGACCCUGAGUCUACAUCUCACAUCACCAACGUAUGGAAGGAUGAAGUCAUAAAUGGUAUAAAGGAAGAAGAAGACCUUAAAUCAGAGUCUGACUUUCAGGCUUUUUAUCUAGACACACAGAAUCCUGGAUUAGACUUCACACCCAGCAGCAGCUCUCUACAGCAUCAUUUUGACCCGGUGAAGUCAGAAGCUUUGGAAUUUGACAUGGAGAGGUCAGCAGUAGCAUUGGGGUCAGGUGAUUCUGGCACAGCAGAUUUACAAGACGGUGGUUUGUCCUUACCUUUGUUCACUCAGACCUCUGAGGCUAUGAGGAAAAUAACAUCUGGAUCGGGAAAUGGAGCAGCAGAUCCUUUGAAGGGAACUUCUGUGCCUGUGGUGAGGUUAACAAAGACGGACGCAAUCGGUGCUCAACUACCGGUAUAUAAUGCGGUAUCAUUAGCUUCAUUGGUCAGUCAGAAAAGGAGAAGUAGUAAGCGCUUUUUAUGCACAGUUAAAUACAAAGAGAAGGAAAGUUGUGCAGUGCCUAAGCUGUAUUGUCUUAAAUGUGGCAAAAAAUUCUCCAGCCAAAGUAGUCUUAACAAACAUGCAAGAAUUCACACUGGAGAGAAGCGAUUUUGCUGCUCUGAAUGUGGCAAACACUUCUUCAGCCGAUGGCAACUUGUGAUUCACACAAGGUUUCACACCGGCGAGAAGCCGUAUGGCUGUUUUGAAUGUAAUAAACGAUUCACUAAUCGUAGCUCACUUCAGAUGCACAGGAUAUUUCACAGUGGAGAAAAGCCGCAUCACUGUUCUCAGUGUGACAAACGAUUCGCCACCAUUUCCCAUCUUCGAAUUCACACAAGACGUCACACUGGAGAGAAACCAUAUGGCUGUUCUGAAUGUGGAAAACAAUUCUUGUGCAAGAGUAGUCUUGAGAUCCAUACAAGAAUUCACACUGGAGAGAAGCCCUAUCAGUGUUCUGAAUGUAACAAACGAUUUUACACCCGUGCCCAUCUUAAGAUUCAUACAAGAGUUCACACUGGAGAGAAGCCGUAUCAGUGUUCUGAAUGUGACAAACGAUUCACCACCAGCAGCUCUCUUCGGAUGCACUCAAGACUUCACUCAGGAGAUAAGGUAUAUUACUGUUCUGAAUGUGACAAACAAUUCACCACCAGUACCUAUCUUCGGAAGCACAUCCGACUUCACACUGGAGAAAAGCCAUAUCACUGUUCUGAAUGUGGCAAACGAUUCACUACCAGCAGCUCUCUUCGGAUGCACACAAGACUUCACACUGGAGAGAAGCCUUAUCACUGUUCUGAAUGUUGCAAACGAUUUACAACUAGCAGCUCCCUUCAGAUGCAUAUAAGACUUCAUACUGGAGAGAAGCCAUAUCAAUGUUCUGAAUGUGACAAACAAUUCACCACCAGUGCCUGGCUUCGGAAGCACACAAGGCUUCACACUGGAGAGAAGCUGUAUCACUGUCCUGAAUGUGACAAACAAUUUAUCGCCAGUUGGCAACUUGAGAUUCACACAAGACUUCACACUGGGGAGAAGCCAUAUUACUGUCCUGAAUGUGGCAAACGAUUCAACUAUAAGGGGAGUCUCAUUAGACACACUAGAAUUCAUUUAGGACAAAAACUGUUUCACUGUUUUGAAUGUGACAAGCAAUUCUCGAGUAGUAGCUAUCUUGAGAUACAUAAAGCAAUUCACACUGGAGAGAAACCAUAUUGCUGUUCCGUUUGUGCCAAACGAUUUUCCACUAGUAAGCAUCUUAAAAUACACACAACAAUGCAUCUUAAAAUACACACUGGAGAGGAGCCCAGACAGAAACUAUAUGGCUGUUCUGAAUGUGGCAAACAAUUCUCAAGUAGUAGCUAUCUUAAGGUACAUAAAACAAUUCACACUGGAGAGAAGCCAUAUUGUUGUUCUGAAUGUGGCAAGCGAUUUGCCACUAGAAAGUAUCUUAAAAUACACUCGACGGUUCACACAGGAGAGAAGCCAUAUGGCUGUACCGAAUGUGGCAAGCAGUUCUCUACCAAGGGAAGUCUCAUCAGACACACUAGAAUUCACACUGGAGAAAAGCCUUUUUGCUGCUCACAAUGUGAGAAGCAGUUCUCUACCAAUAGCAGUCUUGCAAGACACAUUCGAUUUCACAACCGAGAGCCCUUCUCCUGUGCCGAAUGUGACCGGCAAUUCUCUACAAAGAACAGUCUCGUGAGACACACUAAAUUCCACACUGGCGUAAAAACCCUUUAGCUGUUCAGUAUGUGACAAGCAAUACAGUACUCGGAGAAGUCUUAUGAAGCAUGCUAGAAUUCACACUGGAGAAGAUCAUAAGAUGAAAGAAGGU
Messenger RNA from Erpetoichthys calabaricus (reedfish), 2683 nucleotides. Its product is annotated as zinc finger protein 883-like. NCBI's taxonomy places the organism in Eukaryota, Metazoa, Chordata, Cladistia, Polypteriformes, Polypteridae. Gene Ontology annotation, molecular function: DNA-binding transcription activator activity, RNA polymerase II-specific; RNA polymerase II cis-regulatory region sequence-specific DNA binding. Gene Ontology annotation, biological process: regulation of transcription by RNA polymerase II. Bases 112 to 2589 code for a protein of 825 amino acids. The record is from RefSeq and is a predicted model, not a curated record. The transcript has 3 exons. Gene Ontology annotation, cellular component: nucleus.